AUCCCGCAGUGCAGGAGCGGCGCGGCUCGGAGCGGGACGGCGGCGGUGGACAGGCUGUGGCUGUUGCUUCUCGUGCCUCCGGCCGCAUGAGGAUGACGCGCUUCGCCCUGACCGUUGUCCGCCAUGGAGAGACAAGAUUUAACAAACAGAAAAUACUUCAAGGACAAGGAGUAGAUGAACCGCUUUCAGAAACUGGAUUUAAACAAGCAGCCGCCGCCGGUGUAUUUCUGCAUAAUGUGAGGUUUUCACAUGCUUUCUCCAGCGACCUCACGAGGACGAAACAGACUAUGCAUGGUAUUUUGGAGAAAAGCAAAUUUUGCAAAGAUAUGACAGUAAAGUAUGAUUCAAGACUUCGGGAAAGGAAAUACGGGGUUGCAGAAGGCAAGGCACUCAGCGAGCUCAGGGCCAUGGCCAAAGCAGCCGGGGAAGAAUGCCCUGUGUUCACACCGCCCGGAGGCGAGACGUUAGAUGAGGUGAAAAUGCGUGGGAAAGACUUCUUUGAAUUUCUUUGUCAGCUCAUCCUGAAGGAAGCAGGUGCAAGAGAACAGUGUCCCCAGGGAGCUCCCAGCAACUGUCUGGAAAGUUCUUUGGCAGAGAUCUUUCCUUUAGGAGAAAGCUGUGACUCCGAAUUUAAUUCAGGAUUAGCGGCCAGCGUCUUAGUUGUGAGUCACGGCGCCUACAUGAGAAGCCUGUUUGGUUAUUUUCUGACUGACCUCAAAUGUUCCUUACCAGCGACUCUGAGCAAAUCUGAACUCAUGUCAGUCAGUCCCAACACGGGGCUCAGUCUCUUUAUCGUAGGCUUUGAGGAGGGAGGGGAAGCGAAGCCGACAGUGCAGUGUGUCUGUAUGAACCUUCAGGAUCAUCUCAAUGGAGCGACUGCGACCCACUCAGUUUGAGUCUCCAUCGCGGUCUCAUGAUUUUGAGCUUCUGAAGGGAGUGCCUUUCGCUUUAUUUCUUUUUUUCUUUUCUUUUUUCUUUCUUUUUUUUUUCUGUCCUCUGCUAGUGCUGAUUUGCAAAGAGUUAAGAAGUGGGCGCCGGGGGAUCAUAGCCACACAAGACAGUGAUGGAAAACCAUGUUGGAGUGGCUCCUUCUGUCUGAGUCCUUUGGCAUUUUCCCAGCCUGCUCAGUUACAUCUCUGCAUGUAACUUGCUAUUGCAAAUUGGGGAAUUAAUACCUGGAUUACUAUAUUCCCACCCUCACUUUUUUUAUUUUAAUCUUGACAUUUUUCUUUAACAUCUGAAGAAGUCUAGCCCAUUUUAUUGACUCUUGGAAAGAUACUCUAUGUUUUUUACUAUUGCAUCCAGUGUUUGGAACAAAGAACUAUUUAUAAUUCCCACUGUAUAUUUAUAGUGACUAUGCAUUAUAUCAAAAGUCCUUUCAAUGAAAUAUCUACCAUCGUGAGUUUAUGUAAAGUGAAAUGAUAAAGUAACACUGAAACACUUUAUGUAGAGGUGAAUUGUUGGAAUGUUUUAUUCUAGCGGGCUCAAAAUGUGGGUGCUGAUGGUUGUGGGACGCCUGGGGGAAGAAGUUAAAAUAUCAUUCGAUUUAAAGCACGCUAACAAAGCGCGCUGAGCAGGAGAUGCAAGAACAACUUUGUCUGAAAGGUGUCUUGGACAAAGCAAAUCUCUGGAAACCAGGAAAGCCAGAACGAAAAGGAGAAAGAAAAAUGUUUGACUUCAAGCCAGCGCUGCGGCUCACUAGGCUAAUCCUCCGCCUUGCGGCGCCGGCACACUGGGUUCUAGUCCCGGUCGGGGCACCGGAUUCUGUCCCGGUUGCCCCUCUUCCAGGCCAGCUCUCUGCCAUGGCCCUGGAAGGCAGUGGAGGAUGGCCCAAGUGCUUGUGCCCUGCACCCCCUGGGAGACCAGGAGAAGCACCUGGCUCCUGCCAUCGGAUCAGCGCGGUGCGCCGGCCGCAGCGUGCCAACCAUGGCGGCCAUUGGAGGGUGAACCAACAGCAAAGGAAGACCUUUCUCUCUGUCUCUCUCUCUCACUGUCCACUCUGCCUGUCAAAAAAAAAAAAAAAGUUUGACUUCGAGGUUGGAGAAAAAUACCCACCUCUUGCUUUUCUCAGGCUCUAAACAAAGCAAACGGUUAAUAAUACACUACAGGAAACCUCAGGAUAAAAGAGGGAGCAUUGUCCUGGAGAAGAGUGGUGGUCUCAACCACAAGUGAUUUUUGGUGGAAGCUACAGAUGCCGUGACUGCUUCCUCCACCAGGGGGCACUGGCGGAAAGGUAUUUUGUGCAGGCCUUCAGAAACCCCUGUGCAAACGGAGAGAAUGUUGUCCAUGUGGUUUCUUUAAGCCACCAGGUAGACGAAUGCCAUGAGUCUCAGCUAAUAAGAGGAGCGAUACUAGAGAUGUCGGUAAAGGCAGAAACGAUGUGUGACCAACAUGUGCUUUGAGUGUCUUUAAAUCAUACGUGAAGUUCAGGAUUGUUCUUUUCUCAGUGUCCAGCGCUGCCAGUUCCUCUGCCAGUGUCAGAACAUGGCGUGCGUUUGAGCAGAGGAAGGACACUAAAUCACUUGAAAAGAUAACUGAAAAGGACAGAGCACCCACUUUCCCACAUGCAGAAGCAAAUCACUUCUUUUGUUUAAAUAAAUAAAUAAAGAUGUAAGUAGAGUUCCUUUUAGCCGGAUGUCACAGUCUUGUGCCCGCAGAGGCAGCUGGUACAGUGGGUCUGAGUGUGUCCAUCUGUUCCUGCCUUCUCGCCUCAUGUCUGUAAGGAAACAGUAUUUUCUGAUGCUUUAAAAAAAAAGUACACUAAAUAUCUGGAUGUCUGUAUGCUUUAUUCUGUCUUGGUAUUCUCUCUGUUGAUUAUGUGUAAAUUAGUUCAUGAUAGCUACUGUAUUCUGUGGAAUAAAUACAAAACAUUUUGUUUAU
Messenger RNA from Lepus europaeus (European hare), 2880 nucleotides. It is a transcript of the gene TIGAR, whose product is annotated as TP53 induced glycolysis regulatory phosphatase. Gene Ontology annotation, molecular function: fructose-2,6-bisphosphate 2-phosphatase activity. Bases 87 to 896 code for a protein of 269 amino acids. Gene Ontology annotation, biological process: regulation of pentose-phosphate shunt; negative regulation of programmed cell death; positive regulation of DNA repair. Gene Ontology annotation, cellular component: cytosol. The record is from RefSeq and is a predicted model, not a curated record. Lineage: Eukaryota; Metazoa; Chordata; Mammalia; Lagomorpha; Leporidae. The transcript has 6 exons.